Molecule: messenger RNA, 2460 nt
Organism: Oncorhynchus tshawytscha (Chinook salmon)
Lineage: Eukaryota; Metazoa; Chordata; Actinopteri; Salmoniformes; Salmonidae
Gene: zdhhc24
Product: zinc finger DHHC-type containing 24
Exons: 3
Coding region: 237-1130 (297 amino acids)
Biological process (GO): peptidyl-L-cysteine S-palmitoylation; protein targeting to membrane
Cellular component (GO): Golgi apparatus; endoplasmic reticulum
Molecular function (GO): protein-cysteine S-palmitoyltransferase activity
Source: RefSeq, a predicted model, not a curated record
AACACAGGAUACACUGACAGCUCCACUUCAUUUGUUUAAUUAAUGAAGACGCAUUUGGUGAAAAUACCACCAGCGCUUAUCCACACACCGAUUAAUGUUAAUGACAACAAACAAAUUGUAGUUUAAUGUAUUUUACUCACUAAAUCGUUAACGUCAGCAUCAGAUAUCGUGUUAGUUCAAAUCAAAACAGUGGCGACAACAAGGAAACAUAGAGAACACAAGACCGACAAGGCACCAUGACAUGGUUUAGUUUCGCAGGUCGGGUGUGGGAUCGCGUGGAGAAGACGUGUCUCCACCUGCCCAUCGUUCUGAACACCGUUCUCGUGUUCUCCAUCACGGCGGAGGUGAGCUACCUGGUCCUGGUCGAGGCGCCGCUCCAACCGGACCAGAAGAAGACCCAGUGGUCUACCGUGUGGAAGACUCUGCACCUCCUCGUGCAGUACUUCAUGUUUGGCAACAUCACAUGGAAUGCCUCGCUGUUUCUGAAAACCAGCACCAGCAUUCAAGGAGUGUUCCUGGGUUCAGAAGGCAUGGCACAAGGCUGGAGGUACUGCUACACAUGUGAGACCCACACUCCCCCGCGGUGCUCCCACUGCUAUGACUGUAAGGUGUGUGUUCUGAGACGAGACCACCACUGUGUGUUCUUCGGCCAGUGUGUGGGCUUCCGUAACUACCGCUACUUCCUCAGCUGUCUGCUGUUCAUGUGGACGGGGCUGCUGUACGCUGUAGUGAUGAACGCUGAGGUCUUCAUCAUCAUCCUGAAGGAAGGAGUCACGCUGCACAGCAUCCUGCUACUUCUCAUGCCCUGGAUCAUGCUCGUCUCUGGUCAGGUGACAGCGCGGGCCUUUGCCUUUGCCUUCAUCGCAGACACCUGUGUGUUGGGCUUCCUGCUGGUGGCAGCCUUCCUCUUCUUCCACCUUUUCCUCCUCCUGCGAGGCCAGACCACCAGAGAGUGGUACUCCAUCCGCAGGCCCUACAACCUGGGAUUACUGGGCAACUUGCGGCACGGCCUGGGUACCCGCUGGUACAUCUGCUGGCUCUGCCCACUCAUCCCCUCCCCACUGCCUGGGGACGGCAUCCAUUUCCAGGUCACAGAGUCACUGGAGUCGGAUCCCAACCGCUCACGGUAACCCUGGUAAUGUGACGGACACAGGUGUGUGAGGAUGACAGUGACACCUUGCAGUGCAGGCGGGUGGUGUGGCUUCGUGGAGAAGUUUGACUGUAAAUCUGAAAGCCUCUUCACCCACUGCUUUCCCUGUUUGUUGAGUCAGUGAGUGGGUGGGUGGGACGGCAGGUGUAGCUGCAGUAUCUCAAGGUUGCUCUGUGGUACUUUGACCCAUUGUCUAUGUGCCGACAUUAUUUGAUCCAUCCAAGUCAAUCAGCUAAAUGAGAAAGCAUGUAUAUAUUGGUUUGCUUGCCUCAGCAGUUAAAACAAUUAAAUAAGCAUUGAAAUGUGAGUCCACUGAAAUUAUAAAUGUUUUGAUUGUUCAUUGAUUGUACUGUAUUGAUUUCUUGCUGAGGUUUGCUGUGAAGGUAGGAUUGUCGAUUUGGAAGGAGAUCCCCCACACUUACUAGUGCUGGAACAAGUCUUUAUAAUGAUGUUGAUGUCUACUCUUUUCAUUGUUAUUUGUCCUGAUUGAGUGUGCCUUUGAUGUAUUUACCUACAAAACCUGCCUUGCCAAACCACACAUGUACACUUGGCGUACAGUUUAUUAAGUACACCACCACGUUCACGAAAGUGGAUCGCCCCUACAGACAAUGAGUCACGUGGCCAGGGCUUGCUAUAUAAAGCAGGCAUCGAGGCAUUCAGUUACUGUUCUAUUUGGGCUAAACGAGUGACCUAAGCGACUUUCAGUGUGUUAUGAUCGUCGGCGCCAGGCAUGUCGACGCCAGUAUCUCAGAAAUGUCUGCCCUCCUGGGAUUUUCAUGCACGACAGUGUCUAGGGUUUCUCGAGAAUGGUGUGACAAACAAGGAGUUUCUAGUAAGCAGCAAUUCUGUGGAUGAAAACAGCUCGGUGUUGGAGGAGGUCGAAGGAGAAUGGCAAGAAUCGUGGAAACUAACAGGCAGGCCACAAACAAACCAAUAACGGCGCAGUACAUCAGUGGAGCGCAGAACGGCAACUCGAAAGGCACAACCCAGAGAUCCUUGUCAUGGAUUGGGCUACUACAGCAGACGACCACACCGUGUUCCACUGCUAUCAGCUAAAAACAACAAGAAGUGGCUCCAGUGGGCAUUCGAUUACCAACACGGGACAAUUUAGGAGUGGAAAAACAUCACCUGGAACAUGACAGCGAUUUCAGUUUACUUGAGUGGCCUGCACAGUCCCCAGACCUCAACUCUAUACAGUAUCUUUGGGAUAAGAUGGAAUGGGCAAAAGGGUGUCCGACCUGGUACCUGACAUUUUUAUUUAACCUUUAUUUACUAGAUGGGUGUACCUAAUAAACUGGCAAUUGAGUAUG